Colletotrichum destructivum is the source of this 3257-nucleotide messenger RNA. RefSeq names its product Putative glucose-methanol-choline oxidoreductase, FAD/NAD(P)-binding domain superfamily. Gene Ontology annotation, molecular function: flavin adenine dinucleotide binding; oxidoreductase activity, acting on CH-OH group of donors. Gene Ontology annotation, biological process: secondary metabolite biosynthetic process. Lineage: Eukaryota; Fungi; Ascomycota; Sordariomycetes; Glomerellales; Glomerellaceae. Bases 37 to 1872 code for a protein of 611 amino acids. The record is from RefSeq and is a predicted model, not a curated record. The transcript has a single exon.
CCUCCCACUUCUCUCGACGGAACGAGACUGCACGAUAUGCUGCUGUCACUAGCCAUCCUCUUCUCGCUGUUGUCUGGCUUCGCCCUCGCCCAGGACCGCCUCUUCUCCUCCGCCUUUGGCUACCCCGGCCGCAAUGCGAGCUACGACUACGUCGUCGUCGGCGGCGGCACCGCAGGCCUCACCCUCGCCGCGCGCCUCGCCGCCACCUCGGCCUCGGUCGCCGUCGUCGAGGCCGGCGGCUUCUACGAGGUCGAGAACGCCAACAACAGCGUCGUGCCCCUGCUCUCGCUGACAGGCAUCGCCUUCGUCGACCCCUCGCCCGCCUUCGUGCCCCAGCCGCUGAUGGACUGGUCCCUCGUCUCCGAGCCCAUCCCCGGCGCCGCCGGCCGGACCGUCCACUACGCCCAGGGCAAGACCCUUGGCGGCUCCUCGGCCAUUAACACCAUGUCCUACAUCCGCGGCACCAAGGGUGCCUACGCCCUCUGGGCCGACACCGUCGGCGACGACUCGUUCCGCUGGGAGCGCAUGCUGGAGUACUUCCGGCGUUCCGUCAAACUGACGCCGCCGGACGAGGAGAAGCGCCGGAACACCAACGCCACGGUGCGCUUCGACCCGGGCGACUACGCCGACGGCGCCGGCCCGCUGCACGUCUCGUGGAACAACUGGGUCGACCCGACGCUCACCUGGCUCGCCGGCGUCGUCCAGAGCCUCGGCCUGAGCAUCAGCCCCAACGGCUUCAGCAGCGGCGAGCUCGCCGGCCACGCCGCCUGGGUGCCCUCGACGAUCGAGCCGGCCAGCGCCCAGAGAUCGACGAGCGAGAGCAGCUUCCUCCGCCAGGCCAUCAGGGACACGGGCAUCGUCGUCUACACCCACACGCUGGCGACCAGGAUCCUCUUCGACGGCACGCGGGCCGCGGGCGUCGCCAUCAACACCCACGGCGUCGACUACGUCCUCUCGGCCAACCGGGAGGUCGUCUUGACCGCCGGUACGUUCCACUCGCCCCAGCUCCUCCAGGUCUCGGGCGUCGGCGCCCGCGAGCAGCUCGAGGCCCUGUCCAUCCCCGUCGUCGCCGAUGUACCCGGCGUCGGACGGAACCUCCAGGACCCGAUACAGAUCUUCGUCGCGUACCCGGUCAACACGCCCUCGGCGCAGUCCCUCACCAACGACCCGGCCCUCAACCCGGGCUUCGUCGAGGAGUAUCUCAAGUCCGGCACGGGGCCCUACAGCUCGGCGGCCGGCUUCCUCGCCCACGAGCGUCUGCCCAACGCAACCCUCGCCGGUCUCACCGAGUCCACCCGCCAGAAGCUUGCGUCCUUCCCCUCGGACUGGCCUCACCUGUCCUUUAUCGCGGGGUCCUUCUCCACAGGGCCCGGCCAGACGAGCGGCACCCUCGCCGCGUACCUCCCGCUCGUCUUCUCCCGCGGCAACGUCACCAUCUCCUCGACCUCCGUCAGCACCCAGCCGACCAUCCACCUGAACUGGCUCUCCGACCCGGCCGACGUCGAGCUGGCCGUUACGGCCGUCAAGCGCCUCCGCGCCGCGUGGUCUUCGCCCUUCGCCGACACCCCCGGCUUCAAGGCCGGGCCCGAGGCGCUCCCCGGCGACGCCGUACGGACCGACGAAGAGAUCUUGGAGUACGUGCGGGCGAACGCCGGCCAGGUCUGGCACCCGGUGUCCACGGUGGCCAUGGGCAAGGAGGAGGACGUCGAGUCGGGCAGGGCGGUGGUCGACAGCCGCGGGCGCGUGUUUGGUGUUCAGGGGCUCCGGGUCGCGGACGCGAGCACCUUUCCUUUCGCUUUGCCGGGCCACCCCCAGUCUGCUGUCUACGCGCUGGCCGAGAAGAUUGCGGACGACAUCAUCACUGGUCGUUGAAGAUGACCCUUUUUAUAUCCCCGAUAUCAAGAGUAGACUCGCUGCUCAACAAGCUGUUAUGCCCUUUGGUUUAUGGGUCCUCCAGUUAUAUUGGCGCUUUCGUGCUGCUGGCCCCUGUGAGAGACGUGUUCGAAAGAAACAUUUGGACAAAGACAGGCUGACAUCUCUUGAGAUAUUAUUGGGAACUGCCAUAGUUCGGCAGAAGGUGUAGUCGCAAAGGUUCAACCCCGUCCAUUCUUUUUCCACAUUUUAAGCGAUGAAUGUACAGUUGAGGAGCCCUUAAUACAGUCCGGGCGCCGUUAGUAGCCGUUGCCAGUAUGAACAGAGCGCUUCUCAACAUUUUGGUUGGAUAGGACUCAAGCCAAUGCCAAUCAACCGGCAACAGAUCAGCUGGAGACAUUGUUUCUUCAAGGGCUGAUGGAUCACAAACCUCGGUGGACGGAAACGUGUUCGCUGUAACAUUCCGAUCAGCCGAUGUGAUGAUAUCCAGUACAUCUGCCGACUGGAAAUAGAAAUGAUCCUGAAGGGCCCUGAGGUUGCACAGUUGUUGGCUUUGGGUCCAUCGUGCAGGCAACGUUGAUACGCGCAUGCUACAUACAGCUUGAAAAAUAUUCUUGUCUCGAGUCAUCAGUUUGGCUUCUGAUCCAGCGGUUGAUGAGAUGAUGUCUCUUUGGACUUUGACUGCUCAUGAAACAUGAAGCCAUGACCAGACCAUGUUCCAAUGAGCAACGGCGUCAUGAAGGCCCGACAUGAUCACAAAUAGAGCGUUGAGUUUUGAGUAGGGCUUCAGAGAAUCUUGACAAGUCCAGCAUGAGUGCAACACCGAAACGGCCCUUGUGCUUCCUCCGGCUCAAGAUUAGUUUGUCAACAACCACAGGUCCGUCUCUUUGCCGCAGAAGAAAUAAGACAAGAAAAAAGAGAGAGAGAAAAAACCCCUUCUCCAAAGUCCGCGUCUGCGUCGGUUACGGAAAAUGGACUUGGUCUGCAACAUGAAGCAGUCCCGCCGCCAUAACUAACAGAGAACUUUUUUUCGUUUCCGUUGGGCUGCACCAACCCCUUUUUCGAGUUCCGCCCAAUUCUAUUCUGCUCUGGCUGGCCCAAGGGCCCCAUGGUAAAGCUCAUUCUAAUUCCAGGUGACGAUGGGGACUCAUAAUGACCUCGCCACCAUUUCUCCCCCUAGGAAAAAUUUCAACUCGCGCACGUGGUUCCCAUAGAAUUUCUUCUGUGUUGCUCCAAAUAGCCGCGUGAGGGCCCGAGGAUUGACUAGAGCAUGCUUAUGAUGAAGUGAGAGCCGUCUCACAUGGUUGCUAAUCUUCCCCCGAGACGUCAAGAUGAAGCAAACCAAAAUUUAUGUAAAAAAAACAACCAAAAAACACAGCGCAACC